Molecule: messenger RNA, 2022 nt
Organism: Actinia tenebrosa (Australian red waratah sea anemone)
Lineage: Eukaryota; Metazoa; Cnidaria; Anthozoa; Actiniaria; Actiniidae
Product: potassium channel subfamily K member 9
Biological process (GO): stabilization of membrane potential; potassium ion transmembrane transport
Cellular component (GO): plasma membrane
Molecular function (GO): potassium ion leak channel activity; outward rectifier potassium channel activity
Source: RefSeq, a predicted model, not a curated record
ACGUGGUUAGUCAUAGAUUACUGGUGACAGUCUGAAUGUGAAUCUACGUCAAAAACCGCGCAAUAUUCAGGAAAGCAAGCAUUCAAAAGGCUGUAGACAGUUGGCUUAGUUCGUUUUUCAAGUAGACCGAACCGAAGCAUCAUCGACUAAAUAGAACGCUUGUCAGAAUAUAUGUCAAGACAGGAAUGGCAGUGUCUGAAAGCACAAUCAUUCUCAUCAUCCGAUCCUCUAUUUUUCUUGUUUAUCUAGUCGCUGGAGCAGCAGUUUUUCAAGCACUAGAGCAAGACCACCAGAGACAAUCCUUCGAAAAUAAGCAGGACUUACGAACAAGCAUAACAAACAAGUAUAAUAUAUCAGAGGAAGACGUCCAGACGUGGGCUGAAACGUAUAGGCCGAACUUCCAGGUCAAGGGAGAUGAGGAAUUGGAAUGGAAUUUUGGAAAUUCAUUUUUGUUUGCAGUAGUAACGGUAACUACAAUAGGUUAUGGUAACAUAGUGCCAAUGACAGUCGGUGGUCGCCUGUUCUGUAUAGUGUACGCUUUCAUAGGUAUUCCUGGCACUUGCCUAACUCUCAAAGCCGUAGGAGACAAGAUCUCUGAACUAACGUCUAUCCUCAUCGAAGCCGUCGAGCGACGUAUCUUAAAGAUAAAACGGCCAAAGAAGAUUCAACUCAAGACAACGUUGUUUAAUUUGAUUUUUACGGCGUUCCUGGUGUUGCCCCUCUGCACUGCUAUAGUCUAUGUGCGUGAAGCUAAUCAAUGGACGUACUUCGAAUGUUUUUACUUCACAUUUACGACUUUAACAACGAUUGGUUAUGGCGACUUUGUUCCCUACUUCGCCAACACUCUGGAUUUCUUACUAGUCAUCGUCGCAUUCAUUGGUUUGGCUUUUGUGUCUAGUAUUCUAUGCUCGCUGAAUAAUCUGUACGAGGCGUAUGGCAUAAGCGGCAAAGUCGUACGUUCUGUCACUGGCAAAAAGGACUCGGAAUCAGCGAAUCAGUUUCCAGAAGAGAAUGGAUUAAAAGAAAUAAAUGAGGAAGACAAUGAAAACAAUCCUGAAUCGGACCUUAAACUUCUUAAUAAAAGACACUCCAAAGACGCGCUCUCAGGGAAACGAGAUUCAGUAUCAGUAGCUAUGUUUAAAGCAUAGUAUACAGCACAAGAUGAAUGAAAGCAAUCCUGAAUCGGACAUUAAACGUCCUAAUAAAAGACACUCCAAAGACGCGCUCUCAGGGAAACGAGAUUCAGUAUCAGUAGCUAUGUUUAAAGCAUAAUAUACAGCACAAGAUAGAAUAACUAUAAACCUUUUAAGUGUAACCUCAAUCAAAUGGUAUGGAAAAACUGACUUCCUGGUCCACAAGAAAAAGCAAUAGACCCCUUGCAGUACGUCGAAAUGCAGCUAAAUUUUUGAGGACAUAGCAAUAGGUUCCAAUGCUCAGGAGAUUGAAACUAUUAUGUUUUGUCCUCCAAAUUGAGUUGCUUAUGUCCAAAGACCUGAUUGACUCAGUUGGAAGUAAAAUCAUUGGGAAAAAGUUUCGCGUUAUGAUCCUAGCGGUUUUUGUUGGCAGUUGGUCCCGGAAAUACGCCACAACUUAAAAAAUGUCUUGGAAAUUAUUCUUUAUUACUGCUUUUGAGAAGCCAACAAUAGGGUUUAUCAACGACGACAUUUCCAGGAACAGAAAAAGRAAAAAAAAUAGUUGCAGCUGAAAUUCCGCUAUAUAUACACGUGCAACAAUUUUCUUUUUCAAAAAGAAAAGUUGUAUUCAUAGAACUGAAAAAAACUUCCAUUGGUGUAAGACUUUUGGUGGUUUACUGUUGAUAACCACUUAGUCUGGUAUUUGUGUGGACGUGGCGCAGGCUAUUGAUUCCCAAACUUAUGGCAAAAGAUUGAUCAAUCCAGGGUGUCUGUGAAGAAACAAGAUUUUUCGCAAGCAUCGCCAAUAGCCCUUUCACAGUUCCCUGCGCCAUCUUGAAAGGUAGCCGUGCCUUUGCAUCGAAGCGAGACGAACGGUGAGCUUACAAUG